GUGAAAUGAAAGAGCCGUUUUAUUUACUUACACUCCGUCAUGCUCGCCUUGUGCUUGCCAAGCCAUGACGGGAGAGAAUGGCAGAAGGGUUUAUAUAAAUGGUGAAGAUCAAAAGGAAGCGCGGCUAACUGAAGAGCCUUUUUGCGUAUAUCAAAAGAAUAUCAAAGAAAAAGGAGGCGCUGGGGAGAGAGAGAGAGAGAAAGAGAGCGAGGGGAGAGGGAAAGAGACCAAGUUGAAUUUCCAAGCGGCGGCCAAUCAAUCUCUUUGACCUGUACAACCCAACCAAAAGAUGAAUCAGCCAGAUGUAGAAUGGCCAAGGGAACAAGGUCGCCUCAAGAACGUGUUACGCCUGAGCAAUGAUGUAACUUUGGCUCAGCUGAAGUAUGUCGGAGGUGUCGAUUUGAGCUUUCCAUUGAACGACAGUGAUCAUGCCGUUGCUUGUGUCGUCGUUCUGGAAUUUCCUUCGCUAAAAUUGAUCCAUGCUUCGUAUAAAUGGGUUACUCUAACCCUUCCUUAUAUCCCGGGCUACCUGGCAUUUAGGGAAGUAGGCCCGCUAGUGGAGUUAUUAAAUGAUUUGAAAGCCACUCAGCCUGACAUAUAUCCACAAGUUAUCCUCGUUGAUGGAAAUGGUAUCCUUCACCCGCGUCAAUUUGGCCUAGCAUGUCAUUUGGGAGUUUUGUCCGACACUCCUUGCAUCGGUGUUGCAAAAAAUUUCCUCCAUAUCCCGGAAGAAGGUUCGGCUAUGGAGAUGGUGGAGGUGAAAGCUCGUUGCAAAAAGGCUCUACAAAAGCGAGGCGAUACGGUAGACCUAAUUGGAGCUUCUGGAGUUGUUUAUGGAGUGGCACUGCGAUCAUCCGAUGAUGCUAAAAAUCCUGUUUUUGUAAGUCAAGGUCAUGGUGUCGAUCUACCCACCGCUGUAGAAAUCGUAUUGGCCUGCAGCAAGUUCAAAAAUGCCGAACCCAUACGACAAGCAGAUGGCCUUAGCCGCAAAUACAUCCGUGAUCACAAUUUGUCACGAUAGAACCAUAGGCAUGCUCAUGUCUCAACUUCAAUAAACACUACGAUU
Umbelopsis ramanniana AG is the source of this 1066-nucleotide messenger RNA. RefSeq lists its product as uncharacterized. Gene Ontology annotation, biological process: DNA repair. Bases 290 to 1021 code for a protein of 243 amino acids. Gene Ontology annotation, cellular component: cytoplasm; nucleolus. The record is from RefSeq and is a predicted model, not a curated record. The transcript has 3 exons. Gene Ontology annotation, molecular function: single-stranded RNA binding; RNA endonuclease activity producing 5'-phosphomonoesters, hydrolytic mechanism. Lineage: Eukaryota; Fungi; Mucoromycota; Umbelopsidomycetes; Umbelopsidales; Umbelopsidaceae.